AUGACUUUGCUGAUUGGCAGUCUCUCGGACUGCAUCAGCGCUAUUUAUACAGCCACGGUAUUCUACUGGGCGCUGCCCUCUGGCCAUUACGGUGGCGUUCCCUACAUUCCAGUGCAUAAAUCUCUGCGCUGGAUGCUACAGAGCACCAUUGACCGCUACACAAUCAUGCAGAACCUGCAGAAGCCGUACUUUGAGGACCCCGGUGUUGCCAAGAUCUGGAUGUUUGGCGUUUGGAAGUACAGCAUCAACAACGCCGAGUUUGCGCGCACAUUUUUCACACAGUCGGAUAUUUUUGAAAAAGUCAAUGUUCGCAAGAUGAUUCCGCACAGUCUUGGCCCGCGUGUCCCCGGCAGAUCGCUGGUCUUUGAGAAUGGAAGCGCUUACCGCGGUCACCGCGCAGUUGUCAGUCCCGCUUUCCGCCAUCUGUGGCCCGCACAUCUGUUCAAAAAGCCCAUGGAUGACAUGAUCCACGUGUUUGAGACCGAUUGCAGCAAGCCGGUCGAAGUGCUGCAUAUUUUUUACAGAACCACUGUUGAUGUUUUGGGCCACAUUGUCAUGGGCUACGAUUUUGAGGCACUGCGCAAUCCCGGCAACAAGUACACUUCCAUGUAUGAUAACCUGGUUGCUGCUGUUGUGCAUCCCAUUUACAACAUGCUCCCGUGGCUGGAUCUCUUCCCCGUGGGAAACCGCACCCAGCAGUGGAAGAACCUCGAGCGCUUUAAUGCUUUCCUCGAAAAUACCAUUGAAGAGAGACUCGCUGAGGUGGAGAAAAUGGCACUGCUUACUUCUGACGAGCGCAACAACGCCAGUUUGCUCACGCUGCUGCUAGAGUCGUACAUUCAAUCAACAUCUGGCAAGAUGCUUGAUGAUCGCGGCAAGCCCGUCACACCAUUGACCAAGGAGGAACUGCGCGACAAUAUCGGUCUGUUCUACGUUGCUGGCUACGACACCACGGCUAAUGCACUUUCAUUUGCAAUGAUGGAGUUGGCCCGCUACCCAGAAAUCCAGAAAAAGGCGCGCGAUUAGGUUCUUGAAAUCAUUGGUGACACUCGUGACGUCUACCCGACCGACGAGCAAAUCAAGCAACUCAUGUACCUGAAUAGUGUUCUUAAGGAAGCCAUGAGGAAAAACUCCAUUGUCACAGAUAUCAGACACUGCCUCUCUGAGCCUGUCCAACUGG
Molecule: messenger RNA, 1180 nt
Organism: Kickxella alabastrina
Lineage: Eukaryota; Fungi; Kickxellomycota; Kickxellomycetes; Kickxellales; Kickxellaceae
Product: cytochrome P450
Exons: 2
Coding region: 1-1026 (341 amino acids)
Molecular function (GO): monooxygenase activity; iron ion binding; heme binding
Source: RefSeq, a predicted model, not a curated record